Molecule: messenger RNA, 3830 nt
Organism: Pelobates fuscus (common spadefoot toad)
Lineage: Eukaryota; Metazoa; Chordata; Amphibia; Anura; Pelobatidae
Gene: EPHA5
Product: EPH receptor A5
Exons: 17
Coding region: 306-3344 (1012 amino acids)
Biological process (GO): ephrin receptor signaling pathway; protein phosphorylation; axon guidance
Cellular component (GO): dendrite; plasma membrane
Molecular function (GO): transmembrane-ephrin receptor activity; protein binding; ATP binding
Source: RefSeq, a predicted model, not a curated record
CCAUCAAACGCCUAUAGAACAAGCGUCAAAAUCAAAGUGCAGAAGAAGAGGAGGAGAGAGAGGAAGAAACAGGAGGAUUAUUUGCCAGAGAGGAGGAGUAGAAGGAGCCAUAAAAGAAACCCUUACACCUGAUCUCAUCCCAGCAAAGGGGACCCACCAAGUUCCUGGCUAGCAAUAGGGUUCAUUAGCUAGAAGGGGGAUUGUGUGACUUUGUCAGCAGCUGAGAAGGAUCCCAGGACUGUGCGCGCGGGGAGACACAAAAAGGACUACAAGGUCUUCUGCUCAAGCUGUGCUGCUGGGAGAAGAUGCUGCAUAAACCCGGUGCCAAGUCGGGUACUCUUUUGCCCUGGUUUUAUCACGGAUAUUCUUGGUCUUUGGGAACCCGGGGAGGAUUUGGCACGCAUUUAACCCUGUGGAUAUGGCUCAUCAUGCCUUGCACUGCCAUCAGGACCACCGCUAGCCCAAGCAAUGAAGUCAAUUUAUUGGAUUCUCGCUCUGUGAUGGGAGACCUUGGAUGGAUCGCAUACCCAAAAAAUGGGUGGGAAGAAAUUGGAGAAGUUGAUGAAAAUUAUGCUCCAAUACAUACGUAUCAAGUAUGCAAAGUGAUGGAACAAAAUCAGAAUAAUUGGCUAGUAACAAGCUGGAUUUCUAAUGAAGGAGCAUCUCGGAUCUUCAUAGAGCUCAAAUUUACUUUGCGUGACUGCAACAGUCUUCCAGGAGGUCUUGGCACCUGCAAAGAAACUUUUAAUGUAUAUUACUUUGAGUCAAAUGAAAAAGAUGGCAGGAACAUUCGUGAAAACCAAUAUAAUAAGAUUGAUACUAUUGCAGCGGAUGAGAGUUUUACUGAGUUGGACUUAGGUGACAGGGUUAUGAAGUUAAACACCGAGGUUAGAGAUGUUGGACCUCUUACUAAGAAAGGUUUCUACCUAGCAUUUCAAGAUGUGGGAGCUUGCAUUGCACUAGUGUCUGUCCGUGUAUACUACAAGAAGUGCACAUCAGUGGUACGUAAUUUAGCUCUUUUUCCUGAUACAAUUACUGGGGCUGAUUCUUCACAACUUUUGGAGGUAUCUGGAUUGUGCGUCAACAAUUCGGUGACAGAUGAAAGUCCGAAGAUGCAUUGCAGUGCUGAAGGAGAGUGGCUUGUUCCAAUUGGAAAAUGUAUGUGCCAAGAAGGCUAUGAAGAAAAGAACAAUACAUGCCAACCUUGUCGGCCAGGAUUUUUCAAGUCUUCCCCGCAGAGUGUGACCUGCAAUAAAUGUCCACCUCACAGUUAUGCCCAGGAGGAGGGAUCGACUUUUUGUUUCUGUGAAGAGCACUAUUACAGGAGAGAGUCUGAUCCGUACACUAUGGCAUGCACAAGACCACCAUCUGCUCCACGAAAUGCUAUUUCUAACAUCAAUGAGACCAGUGUUUUCCUUGAAUGGAUGUUUCCUGCAGACACUGGUGGAAGAAAAGAUGUUUACUAUAAUAUUAUUUGCAAGAAAUGCAACACUCUCUCCGGCCUUUGCGACGAGUGUGGUAUUCAUGUACGUUACAUUCCUCAACAAACUGGCUUGAAGAACACAUCUGUAAUGGUAAUAGACCUAGAAGCCCACACAAAUUACACCUUUGAGAUUGAAGCCGAGAAUGGCGUUUCUGAAAUGAACUCAGGGUCAAGACAGUAUGUGUCUGUGAAUGUCACCACAAACCAAGCUGCUCCAUCUCCAAUCAGCAUUGUGAAAAAGGGAAAGGUUACAAAAAAUAGUAUUUCACUUUCCUGGCAGGAACCAGAUCGACCGAAUGGUAUCAUCCUUGAAUAUGAAAUCAAAUACUUUGAAAAGGACCAAGAAACUAGCUACACAAUUAUCAAGUCGAAAGAGACAGACAUUACCGCAGAGGGACUGAAGCCAGCAUCGUCCUAUAUAUUCCAAAUCCGAGCACGCACUGCCGCAGGGUAUGGAGCAUUCAGCCGCAGAUUUGAGUUUGAAACAAGCCCAGUGUCAUUUGCUGCAACUGGUGAUCAGAGCCAAACUCCUAUAAUUGCUGUGUCGGUCACGGUGGGUGUUAUUCUGCUGGCUGGCGUUGUUGGUUUUCUUCUCAGUGGAAGGCGAUGUGGGUACAGUAAAGCUAAACAGGAUCCGGAGGAAGAAAAGAUGCAUUUUCAUAAUGGUCACAUUAAAUUACCAGGAAUAAAGACAUAUAUUGAUCCUCACACCUACGAAGACCCAAACCAAGCUGUACAUGAAUUCGCCAAGGAGAUUGAUGCUUCUUGUAUAACCAUUGAACGAGUUAUUGGAGCAGGUGAAUUUGGGGAAGUUUGCAGUGGACGAAUUAAACUUCCUGGGAAAAGAGAGUUUCCUGUUGCAAUCAAGACUCUUAAAGUUGGAUACACUGAUAAGCAGAGGAGAGAUUUCUUGGGUGAAGCAAGCAUUAUGGGCCAGUUUGAUCACCCAAACAUCAUCCACUUGGAGGGUGUAGUGACAAAAAGUAAGCCAGUAAUGAUUGUAACAGAAUACAUGGAAAAUGGUUCACUUGAUACAUUUCUAAAGAAAAAUGAUGGCCAAUUCACUGUAAUUCAGCUGGUGGGAAUGUUAAGAGGAAUUGCAUCUGGCAUGAAGUAUCUUUCUGACAUGGGAUAUGUACACCGGGACCUAGCGGCAAGGAAUAUUCUCAUAAAUAGUAAUUUAGUAUGUAAAGUUUCAGAUUUUGGCCUGUCCCGGGUUUUGGAAGAUGAUCCUGAAGCAGCAUAUACAACCAGGGGAGGGAAGAUACCCAUCCGAUGGACAGCUCCUGAAGCCAUUGCUUUUCGGAAGUUUACCUCUGCAAGUGAUGUCUGGAGCUAUGGAAUAGUCAUGUGGGAAGUCAUGUCCUAUGGAGAAAGGCCGUACUGGGAGAUGACAAAUCAGGAUGUAAUAAAAGCUGUUGAGGAGGGUUACCGUUUGCCAAGUCCCAUGGAUUGUCCUGCUGCUCUUUAUCAGCUUAUGUUGGAUUGCUGGCAAAAAGACCGAAACAGCAGGCCCAAGUUUGAAGAAAUCGUCAGUAUGUUGGACAAGUUGAUCCGUAAUCCUAGCAGUUUGAAGACACUUGUCAAUGCAUCAAACAGGGUUUCAAAUCUGUUAGUUGAACAUAGUCCUCUUGGAAAUGGUGCCUACCGAUCAGUAAAUGAAUGGCUUGAGGCCAUCAAAAUGACAAGAUACACUGAUACUUUUGUGGAAAAUGGAUUUAAUUCAAUGGAUGCAGUGACCCAAAUGACUUUGGAAGAUCUGAGGAGAUUUGGUGUUACUCUUGCUGGUCAUCAGAAGAAAAUAAUGAACAGUAUCCAAGAAAUGAGGGCACAGUUAUUAAAUGGAAUGGUGCCAUUGUAAUAAUGAUGUUUGACAGUCAAGCAAGCCUGCACUUUGUAACAUGCCCAGAGAUUCGUAGAUAAAGAGAAAAGUGAAAUGAAUCAAAAAGGGAAGUAUAGUGCUAUAGAAAACUAAAAAUGGCACAACGGACAUACAACGAGAAACUCAAAAUCAGUAUUUGACUCCAACUUCCAUCUAUUUUUUAUUUUGUUUGUGUCCUCAUUCUUCAAAUGUAAUUGCAACAUGCAUGGGACCUGGAACUGGAUAGUGAGAGUAAGUGAGGUUAGCCAAUUGUUUGGCUUCUAUAGCAAAGGACUUCCCAUGAUGCUUUGUACGGGAAUUGUAUAUAGCAUCUUGAUAGUGCUUUCAUUGUAGCAGCACGCUAAACACUUCCAAUGACUUACUUGAAUGGAUUAUUUACAACAAAAUUUUGUAGCCACAUUCUGCCUAGGAUAAAGCUGCAGUUUACUGACGUUUACUAAGUCUCAUUGUCUACAAAAGUGUAUU